AUGCCCCCAAUCCUAGAUCAGCAAUCCCAAUCUAACAACUCUGGUAUACAACAACAACAACAACUAUCUUCACCAUCCAAAAUGACCAAUAACACGUCUCCAGAAACUAAAUCUACUUCUUCUCCUUCUUCCUCUUCUAAACAACCUUCACUGCAUUCAACUUCCUCUGAUACACCCACCUCUUCUUCUUCUUCUUCUUCUUCUUCUUCUUCUUCUUCUUCUUCCUACUUUGGUCACAACAAAUCUGAAGUCACUCGCCUAAUCCUUCAAGCCUUGAACGACCUGGGCCACCAAGAUGUUGCCCAACUGCUAGAACAAAAAACCGGCCUUAGUACUGAACUCCCCGUCGUCGCAUCUUUCCGAACAGCCAUUCUUGCCGGAGCUUGGGACCAAGCAGAAUCUCUCCUCACAGACCUUGACAUUGCUCCAUGUAUUGACCGUCACUACCUUUCAUUUCUUAUUCGCCGCCAACAGUUUCUCGAACUCCUGGAGUCACGAGACACUGAAACCGCCCUCGUCAUUCUAAGAACAAAAAUCGCAACUCUCACAACAGAUAAUGCCUCUAAAGACCUCCAACAUCCUACCCAUGAAAAAAUUGAAGCCCGCAGAGCUCAAAUUAGACAGCUCUCUACCCUGGUAAUGUACUCUCAUGAAGAUAUUACUAAAAUUCUUUCCUGGGAUGGCGUUCGCAACCAAUCUCGCAGAUUCCUCCUAAACUCUCUCCAAGAAUUAAUUUCCCCAGAUAUGCUCAUCCCCCGCCACCGUCUAGCAAAACUCCUCAAACAAGCGCAAGAGUUCCAACUCUCCCGCAGUAACUACCGCAUCACUGACACUCCAUUUUCUCUCAUCCUGGACUACCCAGAUGACCGUACCCAGUUCCCCACCCGCACCGCUCAUAUUCUCACCGAACACUCGGACGAGGUCUGGUUUAUCAACUUUUCUCAUGAUGGAAAGUACCUGGCUUCCGCCUCCAAAGACUGCUCCGUCAUUGUUUGGCGGGUCGACGACUGGUCCAUUUUCCGCAGACUUGGCGGUCACAAGCGAGGUGUUCUAAGCGUCGAAUGGUCCCCAGACGAUACCAUGAUUCUGACCUCCUCCGAAGAUAGCACAGCCAUAUUGUACGACUUGGCCACAGGGGAAAAGCUCCACGAAUUGAAGACCCAUACAGAUGUGGUUUGUUCCUGCGCUUGGCUACCAUCAUCAAAAUACUUUAUUACAGCAGGUACAGACUCGAAAAUGUAUCUCUUUGAUAUUAACGGCAAGCAGGUGGAUGCCUGGUCCAACUCCCGCAUGGCUGAUAUGGCUAUCACUCCGAAUGGUAAAAUAAUUAUCACUCUGGGCUUUGACCGUUCUAUAAGCUUCUUCAACCUUGUUGUCCGCGCACGUAUUGUUAGGCUCGGGACUGGUAAUGCUAUUUCUGUUUCAGUAUCAAAGGAUUCCCGUUACGCUCUGGUCAAGCUAGAUACUGACGAGCUUGACCUGUGGGACCUAUUAACUGUGCGAAUUGUACGUAAGUACUUUAGCCAACCGGAACGUGUUGGUAAGAAUAUCCUUGGUCAGGUGGAAAAGUUUGUUUUACGUUCAUGCUUUGCAGGCCCCCAAGAAAACAUUGUGGUUUGCGGAAGCGAGGAUAGUAAUGUUUAUGCGUGGAACCGAGAAACAACCAAUCUGAUUGAGACAAUAAGAGGACACUCAAAGUGUGUAAACUGUGUGCGCUUCAAUCCGGUUAUUCCAGACAUGAUGGCUUCUUCAAGUGACGAUGGAACCAUUCGUAUCUGGCGAUCCCAGAAAAAGCAGCAGCAGCAACAGCAGCAGUAA
Magnusiomyces paraingens is the source of this 1818-nucleotide messenger RNA. RefSeq lists its product as uncharacterized. Gene Ontology annotation, cellular component: GID complex. Gene Ontology annotation, biological process: proteasome-mediated ubiquitin-dependent protein catabolic process. The record is from RefSeq and is a predicted model, not a curated record. NCBI's taxonomy places the organism in Eukaryota, Fungi, Ascomycota, Dipodascomycetes, Dipodascales, Dipodascaceae. The coding region runs from base 1 to 1818 and encodes 605 amino acids. Gene Ontology annotation, molecular function: protein binding. The transcript has a single exon.